Messenger RNA from Seminavis robusta, 327 nucleotides. The record is from the annotation of a GenBank genome assembly. NCBI's taxonomy places the organism in Eukaryota, Bacillariophyta, Bacillariophyceae, Naviculales, Naviculaceae.
AUGAAGUCUGUUGCUUUUUUCUUUGCGCUCCUCGUCGCUGCCGCCAACGCAUUUGUCAUUGUUCCUCAGACUCAACAGAGAGUCCUUUUUGCUGCUGUCGACGAGGAGAUUGAUUAUGAUGCCCCCAUCGAACGCGCCUUUGCUGUUGGUAAUGUUGUUGAGAGCGAAAAAGUGAAAUUGAUGGGUGUCGAAGUGCCAGACUUCAUUUCCCGGGCUUUCAAUCUGCGAACUCCCAGUGGAGGUCCCUCGCUUCCCAUGGAUUUGGAUGAUGAAUGUUACCUUGGAAAGGACGGUGAUGCCGAGGACUGUGUCGAUUUUGACCCCUAG